AUGUUGUUCAAGCGCGACAAAAACGACCAAGUCGCCCACUCCACCUACGACGCCGACAUGCGUCCCCCUUCGCUCGCCAUCGAUGAACGUCACCCCACCCUCACUCAGGCCGAAGAGGAGGAAGAGGAAAGGCGACUCGUUCGCAAGAUCGACAUGCGACUCGUCCCUUGCGUGUGGGUCAUGUACCUCUUCUCCUACCUCGAUCGCAGCAACAUCGGUAACGCUUACACGGGUGGCAUGGGCACUGACCUCAAGAUGUCAGCCAACCACUACAGUAUCGUGCUCCUCGUCUUCUUUGCUACGUACGUUCCUUUCGAGGUCCCCUCUAACAUGUUGCUCACGCGAGUGAGGCCAAGCAUCUACCUGCCCGCUAUCAUGUUCCUCUGGGGUGGUCUCUCCAUCGCCUUCGCCGGCGCCAAGAACUGGCAAACCGUCGCUGCUCUUCGAGUCGUGCUCGGCAUCCUCGAGGCGGGCUUUUCGCCAGGUGUCCUCUUCAUCCUCUCGAGCUGGUACAAGCGCGGCGAAUUGGCAAGAAGAUACUGUCUCUACUAUUCUGCCGUUCCUCUCGCUGGAAUGUUUGGCGGCCUCAUCGCUGGUGGCCUAAUUCAGAAGCUCAAGAACGCUGGAGGCCUUGCGGCAUGGCGCUGGCUAUUCGUGGUAGAAGGUGCUGCUACGUGCCUAGUCGCGAUCAUCGCCGUCUUCAUCCUCCCCGACUUCCCGGCCACCACCAAGUGGCUCUCACCUCGCGAACGCUUUUUGGCUGAAAGGCGUCUCGCCCAAGAUUCGCUCGGCAGUGCUCAGGGCGGCAAGGAGGACGUCUCGCACAAGCAGGCAGCUGCCAUGGCCUUCACCGACUGGAGAACCUGGGGAUUCGUCGUACUCUACAUGAUGGGCACAGGCUCGCAGACCAUCCAAUAUUUCGUCCCGGAACUGGUGAAGAGCAUGGGUUACACUGGCUUCCACGUCCAGUAUAUGACGGCUCCGAUCUACGCUGUCGCUUUGUUCGCCAUUGUCUCGUUCUGUUUCUCGUCGGACUACUUCCGCGAUCGCGCGUACCACACCGCUGUGGCAUCCACCAUUGCAGUCGUCGCCUUCGCUUGCAUGCUCGGUGUCCUCGACCACGUUGGCAGGUACGUCCUGCUCUGCCUCGGUGUAGCAGGUGUCUACGCCGCCUGUCCUCUCAUCAGCAUUUGGGUGUCGAAUGCCAUCCCGCACCCCUCCGAGAAACGUGCCGUGGUGCAGGCCUUCGUCAACGGCAUGGGCAACUCGGCAAGUAUCUACGGCUCGUACCUCUUCAACAAGGGCGACAAGAACUUCAACCGAAAGGGCUUCGGUGUCACCAUGGCUUUCAUGCUCAUCGCCGCCCUCCUAUCCCUCGUCAUGCGCGUCCUGCUGGUCAGGUACCCGUACCCCGAGAUUCAGCACGUCCGCGAGACGGAUACCGACUCGGCCAAUGCUGCCGGAUCUGGCUACGGUGGUGACCAAGACGACCUCAAGACCAAGGCAUAG
Molecule: messenger RNA, 1509 nt
Organism: Pseudozyma hubeiensis SY62
Lineage: Eukaryota; Fungi; Basidiomycota; Ustilaginomycetes; Ustilaginales; Ustilaginaceae
Exons: 1
Coding region: 1-1509 (502 amino acids)
Biological process (GO): transmembrane transport
Cellular component (GO): membrane
Molecular function (GO): transmembrane transporter activity
Source: RefSeq, a predicted model, not a curated record